GAGAUUUUAAAAUGUAGGUGAAUUGAGCUCAAAGGAAUCGAGAAGGUUAGAAGCCUUAAAAAGACUGUCUUGACAUUUUCUAUCAAUAUGUGGAUGAUCAAUGAUUGUUACUGUGGGAAGAAGGUGUGAAGAGAAAAGAAAACCAAUGCAGCUGCCUGGGGGCCAAGUAAAAGCAACGCUCCGCACAAAAUGAGCUCACUGUCUCUGGAAUUCUCGACCCAAACAUAUCAUUAAUAACAAAGUGUUUUUUUUGUAUGUUUGAAUGUACUGGUAGGUCUGUUACUACUUCAUGAUUCAUUUCGGUCAUUUGUGUAUCUGUUGUCUCUAGGCUACUUUCUUAUCGUCUGUAUUGUGUUUCUAUGUUCAGGACCCCAUGAAUACUAAUGGCACAUGUGGUUCUACUGGGGAUCCUUAAAUAAACAUAAACACUUUUGAUUACUAAAUGUUUGGAUAAUUGUUGAAUAUUGUGGUAUGUUUUUGGGUCAUGGUUCCAGCCCUUGUUGGCUGAAGAAUCUCACCUUUUUAUGGUGAAAGGUUGUUGGUCAAAAUUCUCUUUUGCAGAAAACGUUUAAGGUUUCAUUAAUUUUGAACUGAAAGCAUUUAGCACAAAUAGCACAUUGCAAUGCACACCAUUUUACUGCAUAUUGCAUAUAGUGUAUAUAUUUUUUCAUUUAUAGUUACAGUGAUUAUAUUUUAUAAUAUUCUUAUUUUGUGUUUCUCAUUGUACUUCUACACUUCUGUACUCUUUGCACUACAUUCCCCUAUGCUGCUUUGUCUAACUUGACUUUCUCCUACGGGGGAUCAAAAAAAGUACAUCAUAUCUUAUCUUAUUAGACAUAGACCGGUAAAACGUAUUAAAAACAAAGAUAAUAUUGCUGUCAUAAAUAGCAGACAGUGCAUUAUGUGUGAAUGCAGUUAAUGCAGUGCUGAUUACUGCAGAGAUAUACAUUAAAUACUGUCUAACAUUUAUUUGUGGAGAUGCAUUGACUGUAGCCUCCACUCCGGCCCUGUAGGUGGCGGUAAAGCACAUUAAACACAUUUCAGGAGCCAAUUAACAUAAAGGGAGGGAAAACAGUGCAGUCGGAGCUGAGCGGGGGAGGCGAGGAGGAAUGAGGGUUGACCGCAUUUUUCAGACUAUAAACUCGGUUGACUUGAGAAAGGACAGCAACAAGUCAGCAGGUAUCCUCUGUAUCCGGCUGUGACACCGCCAGACCUGGUAUGAAACAUGACCAUAAUCCUGCGAAUGCAAGGCCUCGAUGUGAAGGCAGGUACUGAAGAUAUACGGACUUUCUUUGAAUGCCUUCACAUACCCGACGGUGGAGUGUACAUAGUGGGAGGAAGUCUCAGAGAGGCUUUUAUUGCAUUCACCACUGAAAAAGAUGCCCAGCUUGCCAUGCGCUUCACUGGCAAUUUUCUCAAAGGGUCAAUGGUGACUCUGCACAUAAGUAGCAUGGACGAGCUGGAGCACAAAUUAAAGUCAAUGUUAAAGAGAAAGAAACUCUCCCCCACGCAGCUCACUGCCAAGAGACCCCAUCUAUCUCCAGAUGCAAAUCCGCUACCUUUAAAUGGAUGGUCUCAAACUCCAAAUACUUCUAAUCAAUCACCUACUAGAAGGACGCUUAAUCCCAACACUGAAAAUCUUCCUCAUCCAGAUACGUCAAACGCACAAGAUUCAAAUGCAAUCGAUUCCAGUACUGCUUUUCUUCUCGGGAUUUGUACGAUACUUCAAGGUCUCCAGUCGUCCCAACAAAGAGAAAACAAUGAAGCAGUGCCAAGAGUUGGUUUCCCUGAGCCUGAAAGCACAGUUGUGUCUGAUCAAGUGUGGAGACAAGAGCAAACUCUGAACUCAAAACCAGGCUAUGUCAGGCUCUUCGGUCUGCCAGCUUCUGCUACAAAAGAGGUCAUCAGCCGUUUUUUCAGAGGGUUGACUGUACAGGAAGUCAUAGUGAAUGUGAAGUUGGGACUUGGCCACGGUUGCCUUGUGAAGUUCGCAAGCGAGCAGGAUGCAUGCGAAGCUCUUCUCUUCAACCAACAGUCGCUGGGUCCCAUCAGUGUGGAGGUACGUGGAGGCACUGAGAAGAUGUGGACUGGUGCACUGGAAGAAUGUGAGACUGCUUUGGGUGUUGGGGAAAGCGUGAAACCCAGGCAAAGCCCUCUUAGGGAAACUGCAAACCACAAACACAAAUCCGUGUCUGCACCGUGGCUCAAGAGACAUCCUGGCAACCGCUGGUCAUUUAAAUCGCCAAAAAAGCCAAGAUCUAAUGGUGACUCAACUGCUCCCUUAUCAUCAACUGUGGACUACACGGUCAUGGUCAGUAAUCUACCCAAAACAAUGACAAAGACUGAAAUAAAAGAAUUGCUUGGAUGUCCACACAUUGCACACAAAAAUGUACUACAUCUGCUGGACAAGGAAGGCAACCGAACAGACACAGCAUUUCUUUUUUUUAACCGCGGUGAGGAUUACGACUAUGCAAUGAAUCUCAAUGGCUGCCACGUGGGCUCUGAUGCCAUUGAGGUCUCGUCAAUAACAAGGAAGAUGAUGAGGGACAUGAUGGCCAAAGCCCAUCCUAAGAAUCUUUUUCCAGAUGCAAUGAAGAAACCAAGUCGAAAAAGAAAAUCAGGACCAGAUGAGUCAUUGGUAGAAGCACCGAGGAAGAACAUGGACCCAGCAGCUCAGACAUACCUGUUUGUCAGCAACAUGCCCGCAGAUGUACAAAAAAAUCAAAUAAAAAGCCUUUUCUGCAAAUUCAGACUGAAAAAUCGCAAUGUCACCUUACUGCUCGACGCUGACGGCAAGGGUAUUGGUGAGGCCGUGGUUCACUUUAAAUCACAGAAGGUCGCUGCACUGGCUCAAAGGCUUCAUGGUCAGGACUUCCUGGGGGCUAAAGUGCUUCUUACCCGCAUAAAUGUGAAGCAGAUGGAGGAAAUCUUGGCAAGAAAUGUUUGAAUGCAGACUCCGUGGCCAAAGACUGAUUCUGAGCUCUUUUCCAAUCAAUUUUGUCUUCCUACUGUAGUUCUGCUUGACUGCAUCUUCUCAGUUAUUGAAUGUUUUCAUCAUACUCAAUCACAAUCGCACAUUUCCUCUGUGAACGCUCUGUACAUUUAAAAAUAAAUGUUUUUUUACUCUGA
This is a messenger RNA of Dicentrarchus labrax (European seabass), 3129 nucleotides long. It is a transcript of the gene rbm12ba, whose product is annotated as RNA binding motif protein 12Ba. Gene Ontology annotation, cellular component: ribonucleoprotein complex; nucleoplasm. The transcript has 2 exons. Gene Ontology annotation, biological process: regulation of RNA splicing. The record is from RefSeq and is a predicted model, not a curated record. Bases 1226 to 2947 code for a protein of 573 amino acids. Lineage: Eukaryota; Metazoa; Chordata; Actinopteri; Moronidae. Gene Ontology annotation, molecular function: RNA binding.